ACUGUAAAAUGGGUGGUCUAUAUGCGGUCAUGAUAAUUCCGGAAUUUGACUGUAAGACGGGUUAUCUACAUAGCCGUGAUAUUUCGAAUUUAAAUUCAAAAUUACAGAAUGUCCGCGAACAUGGUUUUAUUUAAACUAUAAAACGAAAAAUGGUAAAUUUGGUAAAUAGACCUUCUGUUAUUAUUGUAGCGUUGUUAUAUUAGAUUUAAAUCGAAGUACAUGUUAAUUUAUUUUAUUUGCCAAGGUAAGAGCAAGUUUGUCGUUUGAUUUUAUUAAUAUUACAUCUGAGUAGUUCACUAAAAAGAAAAUUGAACUCGUGUUCAUGUUUAUUAGUUAUUUCCUAACAAAAAACACAUCAAUAUUUUCUUUUGCACAAAAAAUUGAUACGUAUAAGACUAGUAAAUAGGUGUACGAAGUUUUGUGAUCAAUUAAUUUUGCAGCAAUUAUGUAUUUUAUGUAAGUUGUGACGCUUGUCUUUCGCCUAUUUAUCUAUUAAGACCUAAUUAAAUCUCUUAAACAUAAUUUAUUUCUUUUAUCGUACACUUAUCGUUUGUUUCGACUUUUUAUUGGCUCCCUCUCUCAAUUUCUCCCUACCAUUUCAUUGUCUUCUGAAGAGAGAAGAGUGCUGUGUAUGUAACCAUAGAUAAUGUGUGAAUUUCCAUUUAUGUUCAAAGAAAAGUGAGUAUAAAAUUAACAUGAAAACAUGCCGGCGUUAUCAGAAAUCCAUUAAUUAAGAUCAUUCGAUUGACCGAUUGAAGUCCCUAUAGGGAAUGCGUUCGCGAAAUGUUGGUGCGUUCGGGAAUUGUAAGGGAAAGUGCUCCAGUGUUACUUUAAGUUAUGGGAUAGUAUGAAAUGGUAUCUAGUAUCCAGUUCAUUAGCGAAUGAUGGAGAAUGGGCAUUGGAGAAUGGAACUAUGUGCAUUUUAAUCACAAAUUUUUGUUUUAGGUUUAUCAACUAAUCAUUGAGUUGAUGUCAGCUAGAGAUCCAAACAUCUACUGCGAUGGUUCGUGUUUUGUCCACAUCCAAUUCUUGAUUUUCGAAAAGAACUUUUCCUAUAUUGAGAGAAUCCACACACUGUUGAUGGGGCAAUUUCGCCGUGAAUCUGGAACGGAAAGGCAGAUUAUGGGAAACCGGAAGGAAGGAUGCAAUAGAUCUAGAUCAAACAAUAGACAGUUACCUGGUUCCCCAGUUACUUGGUUCCCUGGUAGAGGUUUCCUUAAUUUUUCCUUUAGUUUGGUGCUUAGAAUUUGGAGUUGGGGUUCUUUCAAUGGUUCCGUUGUAACGAGUUGGUUCUGAAAUACCGGUACAUCCCUUAAACCAUGACAGGUAGAAAGAUGGAUCUUUUGUGCGAGUUUACCUUCGGG
This is a messenger RNA of Agrilus planipennis (emerald ash borer), 1364 nucleotides long. RefSeq lists its product as uncharacterized. NCBI's taxonomy places the organism in Eukaryota, Metazoa, Arthropoda, Insecta, Coleoptera, Buprestidae. The coding region runs from base 970 to 1296 and encodes 108 amino acids. The transcript is spliced from 8 exons. The record is from RefSeq and is a predicted model, not a curated record.